Molecule: messenger RNA, 606 nt
Organism: Colletotrichum aenigma
Lineage: Eukaryota; Fungi; Ascomycota; Sordariomycetes; Glomerellales; Glomerellaceae
Gene: aclA
Product: MFS efflux transporter aclA
Exons: 2
Coding region: 1-606 (201 amino acids)
Biological process (GO): transmembrane transport
Molecular function (GO): transmembrane transporter activity
Source: RefSeq, a predicted model, not a curated record
AUGGCACAAUUCACAGACCCGAGGACUUCACUUGUCACACCGCAUGAACCUCUAGGGAACCUUACGGCUCCUCAAACCUCAACUGAUCAGCAAGUCAUCGAGAACGGUCAUGCUGACCCAGCAACACCUUGGAAGACUCAAGGCUGGCGCUUUUGGGCCGUCUUUCCGGGACUCUGUCUGGCUAUGCUGCUGACAGGCUUGGAUGCAUCCAUCCUCGCCACGUCGUUACCAACCAUUGUCUCUGACCUCCACGGCGGCGCACUCUAUAUCUGGACCAUGAACGGAUACUUCCUCACUACUGCCGUUGUCCAACCAUUGAUGGGGCAAGCUGCCGAAAUCUUUGACAGGAGAAUUCCCAUGCUCGUGGCUUUAUCAUUGUUCACUCUCGGGAGUGGACUUUGCGGCGGAUCGACUUCUUUACCUAUGCUUAUUGCCGCGCGCCCCAUUCAGGGCUUAGGGGGAGGAGGCCUGUUUGUCAUGACGGACACCAUCAUCGCCGACCUUACCCCUUUGCGCGAUCGCAUGAAAUAUGUGUCCAUGGUCAUGAUAUUCUUCACCCUAGGCUCCUUUCUGGGUCCCAUCAUCGUCGGUGCUACGAAAUAUUGA